UUUGAUCCGUAGAUCGGUUCAGGGCGCUCUGCCAAAAUGUAAAGGACAAAAAAUAUUUAAUAGACUGUAGUUUUUAUACAUUUUUUUUCUUUGUAGGAUGUUUUUGUGUUUUGUAUUAGUUUUUUUAUUUCACUCUUUUCCUAGCGAUGCACAGCUAGAGAAACAUUACCUCCACUACAAGUUUACAGCCAUUUCCAAAACAAACACAUUCCCAGAGUUCAGUGCUGUGGCUGUUUCUGAUGGCAGACGGGUCGUUCACUACAAUAAUAAAAGUAAAUCCUGGGUAAGAGAGAGUCUGACUGAUGAUGACUGGACCAAAUCUCCUUCACUACCACCUGAUUCUAGAGAGUGGUUCAUACAUCAGAUGAAGACUCUCUCAAACUGUGGAUACUCAGGGUGUUCUGAGCUCCAUGUUCUUCAGAGAAUAAUUGGUUGUGAACUAGAGAAACAUUCUGAUGGAACAGUGCAUCAGUCUCUCUUUGAUGAAUAUGGAUUUGAUGGAGAGGAUUUUAUUGCUUUUAAUUCUGACACUAUGCAGUGGAUUGAUAAAAACCCCAAAGCCACAGAAACCAAAAUGGAUUGGGACCAUCAAACAGAACGCAACCAGUUUGUCAUGGGUUACCUCCAGACCUGUGUCCACUGGAUCUCAACAUUUAACAACACAAAAAAGAGUCGACCAAAUGUUUAUGUCUUUGUGGAGAGGUAUAAACAGCACAAACAGGUUCUGAUCUGUCUGGUCACUGAUUUCUACCCGAAAGAUAUUGAGAUGAAGAUUAGAUUGAACAGAAUUAACAUGGAGAACCAAACAUCAUCUGGAAUCAGACCAAAUGGUGAUGGAUCCUUUCAGAUGAGAGCCAGUGUGGAGAUUGACAAAAAUGAUGAAGGAUCUUAUGACUGUCAUGUCAUUCACAGCAGCCUGACAGAACCAGCUUCAGUAGAAUGGGAUGCAACACGUAUUGACUGUGCAACAAAAUCUCAGUGGCCUCUCAUAGCAGGAAUAGCUGUAUUACUUGUUAUUACAGUUCUCACUCUGAUUGGUUACUACUUCCUCAAAAAUUAUCAUAUGAACCGUUCUGAUGUCCAAACUACAGGUGAAGACAGGGACACUGGAAACAAAAGGAAAAAUAAGAGGAAACGUGGCAAAAGGUUCUAUAUUCAGUGCCGCCCCCAUAAUUCUAGCUAGUUAGAAAAGAAAUGGCUCAUUAAGUCAGAGCAGGCUAAAGAACUGACCUGAGUUUGGUGGAUAUAGUUCUAAAGCUCUAGGAGGAGUUAGAUUUGAAAAUUUUAGCCUCAGAAGAUGAAAAAGUAGCAGUUUAACAAUGUACUCACAUUAUAGGCACGGUUGCCUUGUACCAAAUAACUUAUAUUGUAUUGACAAGAAGUGAAAGCCAAUGGAACGUUUCAGCAGCCCUACGCUUCCGCCAUUUUGGAGUGAACGUAACUGGGCAGUCCACUAGCUUCUUGCUGUCACUAUGGCAAAUAUCAGCGUACUGUAAUCUUUGUUCGUUAUUACUGCAAUAAAAAAGAGAUGACAACACAGAAUAAUGUACAAUCACUAGACUAGUGAUUAUCAAAAACAGACUUUGUCUUUCAUUUAUUUUGCACAAAUCUUUGCUCUCUAGAAACCAUGUCAACUUCGGUUGAAAUUCCUAUUUUAGAAAAUUGGGAAUGUUAGGCAAUAAAUAUAUAACAGCUUUACAGUAAACUGCAAAUUGCAGUAUUGCCUUCUCUUAAUGUCCGUUAAAGCAUGACUGUAGACAAAAAAAAAUGUUGAUGUAAAAAAAUACAAACAGCCACUGUCUCUGUAAUUAUUUAGUUAUGACAGACACAGCAGUGCAUCAUGUUCUGUAAGAUCAUCAUGCUUGUAGUGUGUUCCAGGGAUUAAAAUGUAGCCUACAAUAUAAUGUAUAAAUACAAUAAUAUAUGUCAGACCUAUAAUAGUAACUAAUAAUAAUAGUAAUGUGUAACGUUGCAUAAAAUAAAAAUACGCUGCCUCAAAUGUAUAAUUAAUGGUUGGAUUCCACAACUGAUAACAUAAUACAUAAACAUAAUAAUACAAUACAACAUUUACUGUAUUAGUCAUGAAAUUUACUGAUUUGAGAAAUGUGAGAUUCUCCAAUUUUGAGUGCGUAAGAUGUGAUGGAUUCUGAUCCGUAAAAAAAAAAUCUAACCAUGUAGAGUGACUUUUUGCACUUUAUCGUGUCACACACUACUUCCCUGCGGUCAUUGCGCUCUUUUAUUUCUACUUUGAGUUCUCUUUAGUUGUCAUUCUGUCUGCUUCUGUGCUGUUGUCCAGUUGGCAUUUUCACUCCGAAAUCGCGGCCGCGCUACCGAAGCGCCACCUAGUGGCUGUUACCAAAAAAGCAUCAGAGUUUCGCCCCUUGGUAUUCUAUACUCUUUGCUUGUACCGAGCCUGUCGUAAUGAUGACAGUAGCACGCACAAAAGUAGUAGCUGCUCCAGCGGAAUCAUAGCGCUCACACUGCGUAACCAUGCAAGCUCAGUCGAACCAUGCUCAAGCCCACCUCUUUAAGCGGCCCAGGGCAUGGUACUGAUGAUCACACUAUUCAAGCAAACCUGGCUUUAGAUGUCAGACAUGCUUGGGCACAAUUCUGAUCAGGUUAACUAGCACUUAAGAAGAAUUUUUUUAUAAAAUUUCUGUAAUAUGUGAGAUUGCAUAGUUAGGAGUUUGUGGAACAAAGUGUCUGUAAUUUGAGGGUUUAUAUAUAUAUAUAUAUAUAUAUAUAUAUAUAUAUAUGGUUUAUUUUGCAGUAUGUUAAAGGCAGGGAAAGGCUAGCAAUAGCAAUAAGAUCCCAGCCUCCUUGCAAAUUACCCUCCAAAGUCACACCUCCUCCAGAAAACAUGAAUGCGAACAGACAGGCCAGAAACUGACCUUCAACACGACGAGAGACGGCAUUGGUGGAGGGUUGAAUGUAACGCUGUCAGAUUACCUUGUGUCUCAUUUACCGGUGAGAGAACAUAUACAGUACCAAGCGCAUAAUAUUAAUAAUAACGCCUUCCAUUCUCGUUCACUCUGCAGUAGUGUAAUGGAAUGUGUGAUGACGUAUAUAUAAAUACAUUUAAACUACUUAACUUAGUGAUUGCUAUCAGGAUGUGAAGAGACUUUUAAUCUCAAUCAUGCUGAUUGACACAUAGCUAAAGUGUGUGCACAGAAGGCUGCAUACCUCAGACAGCAUGAAUAGUCACACACAAUUAAGUCAAAAAGUAUUCACAUAAACAGUCACUUGUGGUUAAAAUAAUGUGAACUGUUGCAUGAAAACCAGAUGUUUCUCAGUAUGUAGAAUAAAUGCAAUCAGUCUUAAAUUAUUUCUGUCAUUUGUUUAAAUAUUUUAUUACUUAUUUCCUCACUCUUUCAAUUCUUGCUGUUGUUAUUAAAUCUUAUACGGUAAUUGUGUGGUUUAAAGAGAUAUUUUUUCUUUAGGAAUAAAUGGUAAAGGAAUCUAUCAAUUUUUAAGGUUUUUAAUGUUACAGGGCUAUAUUGAUGAAGAAGUAAUUUUCCACUAAAUAUUUGUCUUUCUUUGUUUUGUUUUUUUUCUUUUCUUCCAUGUAAUCAAUACAAUUCCCAAAAAUAUAAAUAUGUUUUCAUUACUGUAAAAGUGUUUUUCAGAUGCAUACUGUAAAUGUGCCACAGCAUGUGCAGUAUUAGGAAAUA
Messenger RNA from Labeo rohita (rohu), 3671 nucleotides. RefSeq names its product zinc-alpha-2-glycoprotein-like. Gene Ontology annotation, cellular component: external side of plasma membrane. Gene Ontology annotation, biological process: immune response. The record is from RefSeq and is a predicted model, not a curated record. Bases 98 to 1183 code for a protein of 361 amino acids. Lineage: Eukaryota; Metazoa; Chordata; Actinopteri; Cypriniformes; Cyprinidae. The transcript is spliced from 7 exons.